Alosa sapidissima (American shad) is the source of this 1517-nucleotide messenger RNA. It is a transcript of the gene krt94, whose product is annotated as keratin 94. The record is from RefSeq and is a predicted model, not a curated record. The coding region runs from base 93 to 1301 and encodes 402 amino acids. Gene Ontology annotation, molecular function: structural molecule activity. The transcript is spliced from 6 exons. Lineage: Eukaryota; Metazoa; Chordata; Actinopteri; Clupeiformes; Clupeidae.
UGCAGUUGCAGACUUCCAGGAGAGACUCCCAAUCCUGUCCAGUCCUAUCCACCUCUCUCUCUCUCUCGUCCAGCACCCUCAGACUCAGCAGCAUGUACAGCUACCAGCGGUCCAGCGGCCCCGCCUUCAGCGGCGGCUCCACCAUCAUCUCCCAGCGUCGCGUGGGCACCAUGUCGUCCGCGCCCAAGGCCUUCAGCGUCUACGGCGGCGGCGCCGGAGGCGGCACGCGCAUCUCCUCCUCGUCCAUGCGCACUCUCUCCUCAGGCUACGGUGGCGGCAUGGGCAUGGGCAUGGGCAUGGGUGGCGGCGGCGGCGGCGGCUUUAACCUGUCCAGCGCCCUGGACUCGGACAGAGUCCACGUGAACGAGAAGGCCACCAUGCAGAACCUGAACGACCGCCUGGCCAACUACCUGGACAAGGUGCGCUCGCUGGAGAAGGCCAACGCCGAGCUGGAGGUGAAGAUCAGGGAGUACUAUGAGCAGAAGGGCCCGGCCGCCGAGCGGGACUACAGCAACUACUGGGCCAUCAUCAACGACCUGAAGGACAAGAUCAACGGUGCUACCAUCGACAACGCCAACAUCCUGCUGCAGAUCGACAACGCAAAACUGGCUGCUGACGACUUCAAGACGAAGUUUGACCAUGAGCUGAUGAUGCGCCAGUCUGUGGAGGCGGACAUUGGCAACCUGCGUCGCCUGCUAGACCAGACCACCCUGACCAAGGCUGACCUGGAGAUGCAGAUCGAGAGCCUGCAGGACGAGCUUGCCUUCCUCAGGAAGAACCACCAGGAGGAGCUCGCUGCCCUCCGCUCCCAGAUCACCCACAACGUGAACGUGGAGGUGGACGCCGCACCCCAGCAGGACCUCAACAGGGUUCUGGACGAGGUCCGCAGUCAGUACGAGGGCAUGAUCGACAAACACCGCCGCGACCAAGAGGCCUGGUUCAACGACAAGUCCAGUGCCCUGAGCAAGGAGGUGGCCAUGAGCACAGAGACCAUCCAGACGACCAAGACAGAGAUCAACGACCUUAGGCGCACAAUGCAGGGCCUGGAGAUCGAGCUCCAGUCUCAACAGAGCAUGAAAGCAGCGCUGGAGAACACGCUGCGUGACACAGACGCCCGCUACAGCGCCAUGCUGGGCGGCUACCAGAACCAGAUCAACAUGCUGGAGCAGGAACUGUCGCACAUGCGCUCCAGCAUCGAGCAGCAGGGCAGCGAGUACAAGAUGCUGCUGGACAUCAAGAGCCGCCUGGAGCAGGAGAUCGCCGUCUACAGGGGACUCCUGGAGAAGGAGGAAUCCCGGUAGUCACCUGCUACCUGUAGCCGAGGGAAGGCAUUUGUGUUGCCAUGGUUAUGCGGGGGGGGGGGGUUGAUAGUGACAGAGGAUUGCUUUAGAGAAGAAGUUGUUGUUGACAUGGCAGUAAAAUGCCGUGAAGAAGUCUGCCAUGCGUUUUUGUUUUCUUGUUACAAGUGCCCUUUGUCAUGGACAGGUCAUGAAUAAAUCCCUCUUUUUGGCAAUUAA